AUGUCGAGUAAAUAUACUGUUUGUGGAGUAUGUGAUUAUCAGCACAUUAACAAACCAUCAGUGGUCUGGUGUUCAGAAUGUGACGAAGGACUUUGUGAAGAAUGUAAAGUGCACCAUGCAGCUUCAAAGGGGACCAGACACCAUAGUAUCGUUCAAAUCUCGGAGUACCAGAAGCUUCCUUCCAAUUUAUUGGAAAUAACUCAAACAUGUUCAAAACACGAUGAAAAAUACCAAAUAUUCUGUAAGAAGCAUGAUUGUCCAUGUUGUAGACGAUGCGUUGUUGAAACACAUAACGAUUGCAAAGAUUUAAACACGAUAGAGGAUGUCAUUAAGAAUGUAAAAUCAUCAAAUGCAUUUUCAGAGAUGGAACAAGUGUUGAAAGAACUUUCAGAAAAUUUGCAGAAUAUAAGAAAAAAUAGACAAGAAAACAUUAAAAGUCUAAGGGAGAAUAGAACACAAAUAGAAAAAGAAGUUCUGCAGACACGAAGACUGAUUAACAAUCAUCUAGAUAAACUGCAGGAAAACUUGACGAAAGAGUUGUAUGACGUUGAGGAAAAGGAAAACAAAAGCAUCAUAAACAUAAUAGCAUCAAUAGAAGAGAAAGAAAGAGAAGUCAUCGAAAGCCAAACUAUUUUAGAUAAAGUAAAACAACAUGCAUCAGACCUCCAGACGUUUCUGGCUAUGAAACAUAUCCAACGAGAUGUCACAAUCAACGAGCAAUUUCUUGAAACGUUAAUAAAAGAAGAGAAAAUGAACCACGCAUCUAUUUCUUGGAAACACGAAAAUGCUUUGGAGAUCCUUCCUACCCAAAUCAAGAAGAUGGGGACCAUUAUCUUGGAUACAAGAUCAGGAGAUGCAUCCGUAUCAAACAAUAAGAACAAACAAGCACAGAUAAUGACACCUAACACACCUGUUCCUUCUAUUGAUGAUGUCAGACUUACUUUACGAGGGACCGUGAAAACAUUUGGAGAUGAUAUCACUAGUUGCUGCUUUCUUCCUGAUGGCAGAAUGGUUUUUUCCUGUUACACUAGUGAUCAAAUCCACGUCUUGAAAACCGACAGAUCAUUAGAUUUUACAUUGAAGCCGGGAUUGAAAACAUGCCAUAUAGAUUUUAUCGAGAAUAGUCAAACACUUGUCGUAACAUCUGGCUUUAACUACAAACACAUUAAGAUUAUCAAUGUUAUAAACAGAAAAAACGAAAAAUCUAUUGCUGUUGGAACACAGAUCUAUGGAAUAGUUCACAAAGAUAAGAAAUUAUUUUACAAUGGGGGAAGUCAUGGAUUACAUGUUGUAAAUUUAGAUGAUGGCUCUGAUACCCAGUUAGCAGACGUUUCCUUAACUCUCUAUAGCAGCAUAGCAACAUGGUCAGAUCAACUUUAUUUUAUAAACGCGGAUGAGUCAGUAACAUGCUGUGACAUCCAAGGGACAUUGAAAUGGAAAUUAGAACUUAACACUUUUCUUACAAACGCAAUGGGUAUAACAGUGGACAAUUAUGGACGUGUUUACGUUUCGGGUUUUGAAUCCAACAAUGUUGUCGUGAUUUCACCAGAUGGAAGCAAACAUAGAGCUUUGCUGUCAGGGAAAGAUGGUCUUAUAAAACCACAAUCUUUGUGCUUCGAUCGAAAAAACAACAACCUUCUUAUUGCAAAUCAGCAGAAUGACGCGUUUAUUUAUGACGUUUUAAAAUGA
Messenger RNA from Mytilus trossulus (common blue mussel), 1689 nucleotides. RefSeq lists its product as uncharacterized. The record is from RefSeq and is a predicted model, not a curated record. NCBI's taxonomy places the organism in Eukaryota, Metazoa, Mollusca, Bivalvia, Mytilida, Mytilidae. The transcript has a single exon. The coding region runs from base 1 to 1689 and encodes 562 amino acids. Gene Ontology annotation, molecular function: zinc ion binding; protein binding.